AUGACACGUGGCUGCAUCAUUGCCCCGCCAGCUAGUGUCGGUUUUAUUCUCUCUCUAUAAAAACCCGACCGCUCCCAAAAAGCUGCCGACUUUCUCUCUCUAAAAUCCCUCAAAAUCAACGCUUUUCGAUUUCGAACUCUUCGAAAUUCAAAUUAUCCAAAUUUCGCAUUUUCAUUUUCUCAAAUUAUCCGAUAAUUUUUCCGGUCAAUCGCACCACCGUCACGCCACCACCAUGGGCGGUUCGCAAAGCCGCGAAGGACUCGAACUUUCGGAUUCGGAAUACUCCAGCGACGGCGAGGAGGAGGAGCAGCAAGAGGCAAAGUACGCCGAUGCAGAGGAUCGCACCCCAGAAGCGAGUGCCGAAACCCUAGACGAUCUGGAUUCGAGGUUGCGGGCUUUGAAAUUGAAGUACCAGAAAAGCCCCGCCACCGCCUCUCGGAAACCUAACGCCGGCAUCGGGAACGCCGUGAAGCUCUUCCUCCACAUCGGCGGGAACACGCCCAAAGCGAAGUGGGUGGUGUCGGAGAAGCUGAGCUCGUAUGGCUUCGUCAAGAUGCUGAAAAUUGAUGGCGAGGAGGAGUACGACGAGGAUGAAUUGGGCCGUGGUGAAGGAUUUUGGGUAUUGAAAGUGGGGAGGAAAAUUAGGGCUAGGGUUUCGACUGAUUUGCAGAUGAAGUUUUUCGGGGACCAGAGGAGGGUUGAUUUCGUGGACGGCGGUGUUUGGGCUUUGAAAUUUUUCUCCGACGGGGAUUACAGGAGCUUUGUGACUAAAUUCCAGGAUUGUUUGUUUGAAAAUGUGUAUGGAUUGAAACCAACAGAGGAAAACAAGGUGAAAAUCUAUGGGAAGGACUUUCUGGGAUGGGUGAAGCCCGAGGAUUCGGAUGAUUCAAUGUGGGAGGAUGCAGAUGCCGGCGAAUGGAGAAGUCCUGAUAAGGCCCGUUCAAUGGAGUUUUCAGACAGGGAGAAUCAGGACUUGCUCAAGGAAUUUGAGGAGGCUGCUGUGGGUGGCGGCAUCCAGAGCCUGGCCCUUGGGGCACUGGAUAACAGCUUCUUAGUCAGUGACUCGGGAGUUCAGGUCGUGAAAAAUUUCAGCCAUGGGAUUCACGGCAAGGGAGUAUAUGUGAAGUUCGACGACCAGAAACUGGGUAGCUCUAGCUCGGGAACUGCCAAGAAGGCACUUUUGAUGAGGGGCGAAACCAAUAUGAUGCUCAUGAGCACUCUUAAGGAAGGAAAGCUGCAGUCGCCCGGGCUUCUCCAGAUGGACAUUGAAACAGGAAAAAUCAUCACGGAUUGGAAGUUUGAGAAGGAUGGUGCAGAUAUAACCAUGAAAGAUAUCACUAGCGAUGCAAAGGGCUCCCAGCUAGACCCAUCUGAGUCGACCUUCUUGGGAUUAGACGACAAUCGCCUUUGCCAGUGGGAUAUGAGGGAUAAGAAAGGGAUGGUUCAGAAGAUGGCGAGUACUUCAGGCUCGCCUGUACUUCACUGGACUCAGGGCCACCAAUUCUCGAGGGGGACGAAUUUCCAGUGUUUUGCCACUGCUGGGGAUGGUUCUAUUGUUGUGGGGUCCCUUGAUGGGAAAAUAAGGCUCUACUCAAGAACUUCUAUGAGGCAGGCGAAAACGGCCUUCCCAGGGCUCGGUUCGCCUAUUACGUCAGUUGAUGUGACGUAUGAUGGGAAGUGGGUGUUGGGCACGACAGAUACGUAUUUGAUCUUAAUAUGCACGCUGUUCACGGAUAAGGAUGGGAAGACAAAAACGGGUUUCGAGGGGCGGAUGGGGAAUAAGAUACCUGCUCCAAGGUUGCUGAAGCUGACUCCUGUGGAUGCGCAUUUGGCUGGGGCAGACAAUAAGUUCCACGCUGGGCAUUUCUCUUGGGUUACUGAAAGCGGGAAACAAGAGAAGCAUCUGGUGGCGACUGUGGGCAAGUUCAGCGUGAUAUGGAACUUCCAUCAGGUGAAGAACAGUGCCCACCACUGUUACCAGAACCAGCAAGGCCUCAAGAGCUGCUAUUGCUACAAGAUUGUACUGAAAGACGAGUCCAUAAUCGAGAGCCGGUUUAUGCACGACAAGUUUGCACUCCACAAUUCACCCGAGGCCCCUUUGGUUGUGGCCACCCCAAUGAAAGUCACUUCUUUCAGCAUGUCUGGUGGCAAACGGUGAAUAAUGCCAUAGGAUAGAGUUUGGAUUUGGAUUUGGAUUUGGAAAACGGAGUCUCUCUUUCCUUUACUGAUUGUGGGUUUUUGUUUGCUGAAUAAGAUUAUCUUGAACACAACUUUGUUUUGUUUUUCAUCACUAGUUGGUUUGUUUUCUUGCUUGGAUCAUUUUAUUUUGGUGUACUUUCUUGUGAGAGAGUUGUGGAUUUGUUUUAGCGGGUUAUCAUAAUAAGGUUGUAUAUAUGUUGGGAGUAUGUAUAUUGUGCAUGCGGUUCACUUGACUUGCAAUUGCAUUUAUGAAUAAAAGAGGUGUGUAUUACUUGGAAUGG
Striga asiatica is the source of this 2480-nucleotide messenger RNA. The record is from the annotation of a GenBank genome assembly. Lineage: Eukaryota; Viridiplantae; Streptophyta; Magnoliopsida; Lamiales; Orobanchaceae.